CCAUUCCGCUCUAUCAUAGAAACAAACGAAGGAAUAUACUAACCGCGUCUGACUUGGUAGUAUGCUUACAUGCUUGAACCGUUGAACAGACUAGCAACUUUGUAGUGCGCGUUGCGAAUUGUAGAAAGUUUUCUUUUAACACUGUUUGAGACUAUUUUAGUGUGAUUGUUACACCUCUUAUUUUAAACGUGAAUCGAACCGAAUCAUACUGCGUUGAAAGCUAUUUGUUUGCAAUUAUUUGGUCUUCAUUAUUGGAACCAACAGAAAUAUUAUUUUUGUGAAUCAUUUUGCAUCAGCCGAGCACUUAGUGAAAGAAUUAAGUGAAAACAAACGUUGAUUUCAUCAGUGUCUGGAAAAUUUGCAGCAUCUGUUCAAACAAAAUAGGAUUAGGCAGAAGUUUCAACUUUGCAGGAGGAGGAUUACCGUCGGCGGUCUGGUUUAGUUUGAAACGCAUCUCGACCUAGCAGCCUCUUGAAACUUGUUUGAUUACUUUGAGUUGAGAGUUUAAGAGUUUUGUCUACGCGAAAUAUUGCGCUGGUUUCAAAAUGGUUGUUUUAACUUCCACCGCUACCACCACCAUCACCACCAGCAGCAGUACUACGGCCAGUGUCACCAAGGGCAGCAACCGUACGUCUUGGAUCAAGCGCCGGAAGAGUACCGGCGUCGUCCGGAAGAAGUACAAAGACUCGUACCGCGUGAUGGGUGGAUUCGAGCAGCGUCCAUGGACACCGACUAAGCGGCGCGGUCCCAUCGCAGCGGAACAUCGUGGCCCGGGGCCGCAAUAUCUGCUACCACAACUGCUAGGCACCCGGGUGGUGGAUUCAAAGCGUGCGGCUGCACCCGCGUACAGUUUCGGCCAACGGCAUCGACCGCGAACGGAAUCAUUCAGCCCGGGACCGCUGUACAACAUCACCGGGCUCGGCUGCAAGGGCAAAGACACCCCGCCCGCCUAUUGCCUGCAGAGUCGACCGAAGGAGAUCCCCAAAUACCUCACGCCGGCACCCGGAGAGUACAACGUCGAGAAGGCGGACAAGAUGCUGGUCAAGUCGGCACCCCGGUACACGUUCGGUGUGAAAAAGCCGCCCAAGUCAACCAGUGAAACUCCAGCUCCCUGUGAUUAUAAGCCAGAAAAAGUAGUCUUAGAUAGCACACCGAAAUUUUCCUUUGGAAUUAGACCGGAAAUCAAAGUCCGCAGCGAAACUCCAGCUCCUGGAACAUACUCUCCGGAAAAAGUAUUACAUGACAAAUCACCAAAGUUUAGCUUUGGCCUCAAAGUGAUUCCUGAGAAGGUGGAAGAUACCCCCGCACCCGGGGCCUAUCAGCCAGAAAAAUCCGCCUUGAUGCUGGACCGCAAACCUGCCUACACUUUUGGACUGAAAACAAUCACCGAGCGGCCUAAGAACACACCAGCUCCCGGAGCCUACGAGCCGGAAAAAGUGAAACUGGAUAAUACUCCAGCGUACAGUUUCGGGCUGCGGCCUAAUCUAACUAAGCCGAAUUUCAAUCCUGCACCCUGUCAGUACGAACCCGAGAAAGCGAAGAAGCUCGAUCACUCACCCGCAUAUCCAUUCGGCAUGCGCAUCAAUCACGAAAAGCCCAGCAAUACGCCCGCUCCCACGGCUUACGCAGUAGAGAAAGUAAACCUAGAUCACAAUCCUGCUUACAGUUUCGGCCAGCGUACGAGCGUUAGUAAACCGAACAGCAAUCCAGCCCCGGGAGCAUAUGCACCGGAAAAGGUCAACCUGGAUGGAGCCCCGAAGUAUAGCUUUGGUAUUAGACCGACAAUCGACAAAGUAGACGGUAUUCCCGCCCCUGGGGCGUAUUCUCCCGAAAAGGCCAAAGUAGACAAUAGUCCAGCGUAUAGUUUUGGAGCUCGACACAAUCUCGAUAAACCAAGUGCCAUUCCCGGACCGGGAGCCUACGAUACCGAUAAGGACAAUAGCUCUCCCGCUUACAGUUUUGGAGCGAGGACGAACACCGACAAAAAAAGUGAUAUUCCCGGUCCCGGUGCCUACGAUUCCGAUAAGAUAAACGAUACGACUCCAGCUUAUAGUUUUGGAUUAAGAACGAACGUUACCAAGCCCAACAUGGUCCCAGGACCUGGUGCUUACGAUUCCGAUAAAAUUAACGAUAAAAGUAUGCCUGCUUAUAGUUUUGGAAUUAAAAGUAAUUUAGAGAAGCCUAACAAUGUUCCUGGUCCCGGAGCUUAUGAUUCCGAUAAGGUUGAUAAAGGAGCUCCUUCUUAUAGUUUUGGUGUGAAAACCAAUCUGGAGAAACCUAGUUUAGUGCCAGGCCCUGGAACCUACGAUGCUGACAAGGUUGAUAAAGACACUCCUGCGUACAGUUUUGGAGUUAAAACUAACCUUGAUAAGCCAAAUAAUGUUCCUGGACCAGGCGCGUAUAAUUCUGAUAAGGUUGAAAGUGGUGCCCCAUCAUACAGCUUCGGAGUUAAAGCUAAUGUUGAAAAACCAAACUCCAUUCCUGGACCAGGUGCGUACGACACAGAUAAAGUCGUAGACAAAGGCACUCCGGCCUACAGCUUUGGUGUUAAACCGAAUUUAGAUAAACCUAAUAACCUUCCAGGACCUGGAGCGUAUGAUGCUGAAAAGGUCCUGGAUAAAACUACUCCUGCAUACAGCUUUGGAAUCAAAACUAACGUGCAAAAGAUUCCACUUAUUCCAGGGCCUGGCGCAUACGAUUCCGAUAAGGUCGUAGAUAAAUCUACUCCAGCGUAUAGCUUUGGCGUAAAAACGACAAUCGAACCGAAAAACAUCAUUCCAGGACCAGGAACAUACAACAACGAUAAAGUUGGCGAUAGCACAACACCCGCCUACAGUUUUGGCGUAAAGACCAACACAGGAAAAAUUGACAAUACUCCCGCUCCUGGUUCAUAUUCUCCGGAAAAGUGUAAAUUGGAUCAAACUCCUCAGUACAGUUUCGGUGUAAAAACAAACAUAGAUAAGAAGGACGUCAUUCCCGGUCCUGGUGCGUACAAAACCGAAACGGUAAAGUUGGACCACCCACCCGCUUACUCAUUUGGAGUACGACCCAAUAUCGAUAAGAUUGAACCAACUCCUGCACCAGGAAGCUACUCACCGGAGAAGCUGAAAAUCCAUAAUCCCGCGUACACCUUCGGUGUUAGGCCAAACAUCGAUAAGAUCGAUACAACGCCAGCCCCCGGUGCUUACAAACCGGAAACUGUCAAGAUCGAUAGUACCCCGGCAUACAGCUUUGGAGUUAGGCCGAACAUAGAUAAAGUACAAGUAACACCCGCUCCCGGGGCUUACGAGGUGGAGAAAGUUAAGCUGGACCACGGACCAGCUUUUGCCUUCGGCAUAAAAGUCAACCGCGAAAAGGUGAACGAUGUGCCAGCUCCCGGUGCCUACGAUCCUGACAAAUCAAAGCUAGAUCAUGCUCCUGCCUACACCUUCGGUAUUAAGCACAAAGGCGAAAAGCUGAAAGAUACUCCAGCUCCCUCGGCUUAUCAGCCGGAAAAGUGCAAAAUCGACGCCGCUCCUGCUUUCACGUUUGGCGUGAAGAUAAACUACGACAAGCUGAGCGAUAUCCCAGCACACACAGACGGCAUUCAGAACCACCGUGCUGAAUCGUCCACAGUGGCCGUUACGUGUAAUGGCGAUAGCACCAGCACCGCAACUGUCCGUUCCGCCAAUAAACAAUCAUCCACCACUAGCGAAACAGUGAUCGAAAAUGGUGGCGGCGGUACGGUAGCACUGCAACUGCAAAAAUCUUGCACCAGCGCGCAAAGUAGCUCCCUCCAGCACCAACAGCAGAGACAGCAACAGCAACUGCAGCAGCAGGAACAGACCCAGGUGGUUACCAAUGGGAAUGCCAUAACGACUACCACCACGAGCGGUAGCGUCAAGAUGACCCGGGAACGUAAAACCGUGCGGGAAGAACGUGUCAGUUCGUCGACAGCGGUCAGCAGCGGUGGUACAACGGAUGGCGCCGCCGCCGGAACGACGACUAUCGUGACUACCGUGACCAACGAAAAUAUGGUUCCUAACUGCAUCGCCGGCGUCAAACAACUGCAGCAGAAUGUUCAGCACCAGCGAAUGGUUUGCACCGGGCAUUUCAGAGCAUGAGAUCGGUGUUGUGCCCCGUUUUAUUUUGUCUUGAAAGUGAUUGUUUGCGAGUGAUUUUUUUUCUUUCCGUUGUUCUAGACCUAGAUUGUAGGAUAAAAUUUGCGUCUGCUUACUAGUUGUAGCUUCUAUUGCUUGUUUAUUUGUUCGAUUCUGUACUUUUUCUUGUGUAUUUUUAAGCUGUUUGCACAUUUGACGUAGUUUUUUUAGUAGAACUAUAGUUUUCCUUUCUAUGUUGGUCACAUUGUGACACCUUUUAUUCAGAUUUGAAAGGUAAGUAUCAAUCGCCUCGUGAAAAAGUGACGCAAUCUGGUUCUCAAUUUCACCGCAAAACACAUGAUGCUAUUUAAAAUUUUGUUUGAAUAAAGAUUGGAAACCGGAAUCGAUAACCACCGUUUGUAAAACUAGUGCUUCAAAUUGUAUUCCGAUACGAGGAAACAGAUUUCUAACAUUGUCUCAAUUUGACAUUUUUGCAACUAUAAUGUAACACGUGAAGAAAUGCCACAUUUACUUAUUAAAAUGAAAGAAAAGUCUUUAUUUUCAUAAUGCUAUGUACUGCCUCUACUCCCAUAAUAGUUCCAUUUUCUAGGGAGUUUCCUAUAUAAAUGGGACUGUUAUGCGAAUAGCGGCAGUGUAUUGGAUUAAGAGAAGUUAUU
Sabethes cyaneus is the source of this 4756-nucleotide messenger RNA. RefSeq names its product mucin-1-like. The coding region runs from base 546 to 4103 and encodes 1185 amino acids. Gene Ontology annotation, cellular component: cytoskeleton. NCBI's taxonomy places the organism in Eukaryota, Metazoa, Arthropoda, Insecta, Diptera, Culicidae. The record is from RefSeq and is a predicted model, not a curated record. The transcript is spliced from 11 exons.